This is a messenger RNA of Prinia subflava (tawny-flanked prinia), 2588 nucleotides long. RefSeq names its product F-box protein 42 (gene FBXO42). The transcript is spliced from 11 exons. NCBI's taxonomy places the organism in Eukaryota, Metazoa, Chordata, Aves, Passeriformes, Cisticolidae. Bases 178 to 2451 code for a protein of 757 amino acids. Gene Ontology annotation, cellular component: SCF ubiquitin ligase complex. Gene Ontology annotation, molecular function: ubiquitin-like ligase-substrate adaptor activity; protein binding. The record is from RefSeq and is a predicted model, not a curated record.
CCCGCGCCUGCGCAGUGCGCGGCCGGCGGGGCCGGGGCAGCGGCGGGAGGGCGGGGAGGGAAGAUGGCGGCGCCGGUCGGAGCCGUCACCGGGGCGACGCAGCGGCCCCGCCGCCCGCAACCUUGAGGGCCCGGCCCGACUCGGCCCGGCCCGGCGGCAGCUGUGACGUGGGAUGCCAUGGCCAGCUCCUCAGACAGUGACGAUGAUGGGUUCAUGGCCGUGGAUCCAGAGGACGCCGUGGUGGAAGGGACGAUGGAGCAGGAGGAUGAGCCCCACGCCGAGCUGGAGGUGGAGGAGCCCAGGCCCAGCUCCAGAUCGAUGCUGGAGCUGCCAGAAGAGGUUUUGGAAUACAUCCUGUCCUUCCUCUCUCCCUACCAGGAGCACAAAACCGCCGCCCUUGUCUGCAAACAGUGGUAUCGACUGAUCAAAGGCGUGGCCCACCAGUGCUACCACGGCUUUAUCAAGGCAGUGCAGGAGGGGAACAUCCAGUGGGAGAGCCGCACGUACCCCUACCCCGGCACCCCCAUCACGCAGCGCUUCUCACACAGUGCGUGUUACUACGAUGCCAACCAGUCCAUGUACGUGUUUGGGGGCUGCACCCAGAGCAGCUGCAACGCCGCCUUCAACGACCUCUGGAGACUUGACCUCAACAGCAAGGAGUGGAUCCGGCCCCUGGCCUCAGGCUCUGUGCUCCUCCAGCUCGUGGCAUUGCUGGCCGUGUUUAACCUCUGGAAGGUUUUUGUUGUCUGGAUCCAAACCACAUUCCACUGGCAUCCAUCCUUGGGUGGCCACCCUGCCAUGCCCGGCAUGGAUCAGUCCCAGGGACACGCAGGUUCCUACCCCUCUCCCAAGGCUGGGGCCACACUGGUGGUCUACAAGGACUUGCUGGUGCUUUUUGGGGGGUGGACCCGGCCGAGCCCUUACCCCCUGCACCAGCCCGAGAGGUUCUUCGAUGAGAUCCACACGUACUCCCCCUCCAAAAACUGGUGGAACUGCAUCAUGACCACCCACGGCCCCCCUCCCAUGGCAGGACAUUCCUCCUGUGUCAUCGAAGACAAAAUGAUCGUUUUUGGGGGCUCCCUUGGGUCCCGACAGAUGAGCAACGACGUCUGGGUGCUGGACCUGGAGCAGUGGGCUUGGUCCAAGCCCAGCAUCUCCGGGCCCAGCCCUCACCCGCGCGGGGGCCAGUCUCAGAUUGUGAUAGACAACGAGACCAUUUUAAUCCUCGGAGGCUGCGGGGGUCCCAAUGCACUGUUCAAAGACGCCUGGUUGCUGCACAUGCACGCCAGCCCCUGGACGUGGCAGCCGCUCAAGGUGGAGAACGAGGACCACGGAGCCCCGGAGCUGUGGUGCCAUCCCGCGUGCAGGGUGGGACAGUGCGUCGUGGUCUUCAGCCAAGCUCCCAGCGGGAGAGCCCCGCUGAGCCCCAGCCUCAACUCGCGCCCGUCUCCCAUCAGCGCCACGCCGCCCGCCCUGGUGCCUGAGACGCGGGAAUUCCGCUCCCAGUCUCCCGUCAGGAACACGGACGAGGCUCCCUGCGUCAAUGGCCGCUGGGGCACCCUGCGGCCCCGCAGGCAGACACCGUCGGGCUCGCGGGAGGGCAGCCUGUCCCCGGCCAGAGGGGACAGUUCCCCGGUGCUCAACGGCGGCACCAUGUCACCUGGAGCGGCGCCGGCCGGCGGGGCCUCCCUGGACAGCCCCGUGCAGGCCCUGUCCCCCAGCACCCCCUCGGCCGCCGAGGGCUUCGACCUCAAGGUGGGGCCGGCCCUGGCGCCGCGCCGGGGCUCACUGCCGGAGCAGAGGGAUCUGCGCCUGGCCUCCGUGGAGCUGGGCUGGGAGCAGAAGCCCACGUCCCUCCUGUGCCAGCUGGACGGCGCGGAGGGCAGGACAGCGGGCACUCGGAACCCUCCGGAGCACACCAACGGCAUCCACACCCCGCCCCACGCCGCCGCCGCCCUGCCCGGGGCCGUGUCCCCCGGCGCGCUCCGCCGCAGCCUCGAGGCCGUCAAAGCCCUCUCCUCCAAAGCCCCCUCGGCCUCGGCCGCGCUGAGCCCUCCCCUGGCGUCGUCCCCGGGGUCCCCGGGUGCCGAGCCGGGCUCGGCACGGGCGGGCGGCGCCCAGGGCGAGGGGCACUCGCUGCCCCCCAUCGCCCGGCGCCUCGGGCACCACCCGCCGCAGUCGCUGAACGUGGGCAAGCCGCUGUACCAGAGCAUGAACUGCAAGCCCAUGCAGAUGUACGUGCUGGACAUUAAGGACACCAAGGAGCAGGGACGAGUCAAGUGGAAAGUGUUCAACAGCAGCUCUGUGGUAGGGCCGCCCGAGACCAGCUUACACACGGUGGUGCAAGGCCGAGGGGAGCUGAUCAUAUUCGGUGGCCUCAUGGACAAGAAACAAAACGUCAAGUAUUACCCCAAAACAAAUGCCUUGUACUUUGUGCGAGCAAAGAGAUAAUGCGGCCCCUGCCCGCCGCCGCCACCCGUCCCCCUGGCCCCGCGGCUCCUCCUCCUUCCCGAGCCCCUUCCCAACACGCAGGCAUUCAAACUGUGAAUUAGGGAGCAGGAAACCAAUAAAAGUCCAAGCAAAUCCUC